CUAUGUGGCAAGGGCUGAAGUAAAGGAUGUUAAAAUGGAAGAGAAAGAUAUUAUAAACAGUGAAUCCUCGGCGGAAGUUGAAGGGAGUUAUAACUCCCAGCAGCUGUGAGUCGUGUGUGGGAGAUUUUUAAAUUCCUGAAGUAUGGGAUCUUAUGUUGUAUAUGGAUGUACGAACAGAACUUCUAAGAAUGUUCUUGGAAUUACUUUUCACGCGUAUCAAAAUAAAGUAACUGACAGAGAAGGAUUGAAUUGAAUAUCUUUAUAUAAAGUAGCUUACAAACAUCAAAGAACAUCAUGGACUUAGAUCUCAAUAUUCUGGACUUAGAUUAUCCUACUUUUUAUAAAAUUAGAAGCAUUUUGGAUGUUAAAAGCACUAGGGAGGAUUUCUUGGCAGCGUUUCCUCCUGGGUUUUUUAGGUCUGAAUUUUUGUUUACAAUGGAUGUGGAAGCCUUUAAAAUGAAUAAGACUCCUGCUGAGUACUUACUUCUUCACUUAGGAUCCAGAGGAGUUUGUGUGUAUCAUCUAAUAGAAUUAUUUGAAGCAAUAAAUUUAGAAAAAGCUUUAGUUAUUUUAAAACAGCCAGAACCAUUAGAAAUUGUUGAACAACCCCCGACUAGAUUAGAAUUACGAGAGGGUGCAAAACUUCUGAUUACUUGUAAAGCUACAUCUUAUCCUCCUCCUGAAUAUCAUUGGUUUAAAGAUGAUGAAGAAUUAUAUUUACAGCAGGAUCCAGAUCUUACUAUAGCCUCAGUCAAGUUGAAAGACAGUGGAAUUUAUAGAUGUAAAGUUGUCAGUCACAAUCCAAAUAUAAAUGAUUAUUCCUACAUAGUCUCUGAGCCAGCAGAAAUUGUUGUGUUUUCAAAUGAAACAUCUAUUAAGAGUUGUGAAGCAUCAACAUUGCAAGUGCCAAAUUCAUCACAUUUUAUCAUUCCUGAGAAAAGUGAUUGUCAGUUUGAUUCUACUGAAAUUCCAAGAGAUGACAAAAAUGCAAUUAAAGUUGUAAAGCAACCAUAUGUUAAUGGAAAGGUAGCUCAAGGCAUGAUUCUGUGUUUGAAUUGUGAAGUUAGUAGUGCAUAUCCUGUAAAUUACCAGUGGUACAGAAAUGGAGAUGCUAUUGAUGGGCAGACUUCAUCAAAACUAGAACUGAAUUAUUUGUAUCCUGAUCAAAAUGGUGAUAUGAAAUGGCAGUUUUUCUGUAAAAUUUUUAAUGAAUAUCAUGAAACAUUUUCGGAAACUGUUGUUGUAGAACUUCAAGAUGCAGAUGAAACGACUCCAUAUUUUGCUGAAGAAAAAGUUGCCUUUAUGAUUGCAAAUGAUACUUAUGAUAACUUAGAAGAGUUGAAGAAACCUGCUCCUGAUGUUGCCGACCUAGCUAAACUGCUUUCCUCAAUGGACUUUAAAAUUUUUGCAUUCAGGAAUUUGAAUUACACUGAAAUGAAGAAUGCUUUCCAUACAUUCUGUGAAAUGUUAAAACCAAAUUCGUAUGUUUUGUUUUACUAUGCUGGACAUGGAUUUGAAUCAUGUGGACAGACUUAUCUUCAGCCAACUGAUUGUAGUUUUGAGUCUUUAUUAGAUGAAUCAAUUUGCUCAGAGUAUAUACUAAAGUAUAUGCAAGAUACUAAACCUGCUGUAAAUAUCUUGUUGAUAGAUGCUUGCAGAAAAUUGCCAUUUCAGUUUAAAGAAACAUGCCAAAAGGAGUGCCAGUCUGGUAAAAUAUUUGAAGCCUACAUGAAGAAUAAUACCAUUUAUGGGUAUUCUACUUCGAAACUGUGUGCAUCCCAUGAAAGUGAUUCAGAACCAAAUGGUUUCUUUGCAAAACAUCUGAAAAAGUACAUAGCACAAAACAAAAAAAUUCAGGACAUUCUCAUGAAGGUUCAAACAGAUUUUGCUGGAGACCCACAACUAAGAAAUAUCCAGUCUCCUGUCAUAUGUACAAGUCUUUCAGCUCCUAGAAAACUUUGUGACCGUCUACGAAAGCCUACUGCUGUGAACGGCAUUUUAUCAUGGGCAGAUAUAAAAUGUCCACAUGUUUAUAAAAAAUUUGACCUGGCCAAACUUAAAUCAACCAUCGUAUUAGAAUUUCAGCAUUAUAUGGAUGUAUUUUGUAAUGCAUUUGAUGUUACUGUAUAUAUAGAUACAAAGGAAGAUGCACCUUUAAAAAUUUUGUGUGAUAUGGAAGUGAAUAUAUUUUUUAAUUCACCUGAUAUAAAAGUGAUACCUAUUGAGGGUGUUCAUUUAAGAGAUAUUCCCUUGUGUUUGGAUGCAAGGAAUGUUUUGGUUAUAAAAGAGAUUCACGAUUUGCAUAAAAUGAAGAGUCUAUUCCUGGAUGGCAAAUUGUUACUCAGGUUCUGUAUGCAAGACAAGCAAAUAGAUACAGAAUUUUCCAUGCCAGUUGGAAAACUAGCAGAACUGAAACUUUCUAUUAAUCAACUGAAAUCAAAUGAAGAAACAAAAAAUAAUGCUGGAAAACCUAAAGACCUAAAUUUAUUUAAUAGUGUUUCAUCAGAAGUUGAUAAUGUUUUUCUUGAUCACUAAUUAUGCCAAAGACUUUUACCAUUUUUUAGCAGACUUUUACCAGACAAAAUUUUUACCUUUUAUACUUAUUUUUAUACAUGAAAUUUUUCUCGUAUUUCGUAGAUGUAUAUCGUUAAGUGCCUACAGUAGUCAAACACAACAUCAAGUCUUGACCACCAGCCUCUCUAAAUAUAAAAUAUAUGGGCUGGAAGUGCCAAAACAUGAAUAGUUCCAUUAUUUAAAAUAUUUUCGUACUUGGAAGUGUAUGACUAUGAUGAACAGACCACUUAAGGACUUUUUGUGGACAUUAUGUAUAUAAUGUACAUUUUAACAUGUAUCAUGUUUGAAAUAUGUAUCCAAAUUUCAAAUGCAGAACUGUGAACACUUCAAAUAUUAUAGUUAAUUGAAUUAAUAAUAAAAACAGUGACAACAGACUUAUGCGAGAUUAUAAGAAAAGCUUGUUUUGUAUGUAUAUCAUAAUCUAGUCAGUUUUAAAAUAUUACAUAAAUAUAUUGAGAAACUAUUUAUAUGUAAGAGUAUUUUAAAUUUCCUUAUACAUUUAUGUAAUAUAUUCAUAUUUUUUCUUUUAAUUUAUCGAUAUUUUUUAUGUAUGAUGAUGAUAAAAUAUGGAAGCUUACAUAAACAUUAAAAUUUUCUUAGUAUAGCAGUAUGAGUUACAUGCAAUUAAUAGGAAAGUUGCUAUUUAUAUUUUUGGCCUCGGCAACAGUAAGUGUUGCUAGGCGACCGUAGAAGACUGCAGUCGAAAAUUUGAUAUUUUUAACCAUAUCUUCUUCAGAACAUUUUGGCAUUUUAGCUUGAUUUGUAUUGUUUACAGUAAACUGAAAAAUUGAUCUUGGGCAAAGAAUGAAAUUGACUCGUGAACAUUUUCGUGCAAUUAUUUUUCAGAACUUUCGACAUGGAUUAUCAAGACGAGUGCUUCGAUGAAGCGCAAUCCUACAGUGUAAAAAACUGGUACAACAAAUUCAGUCGUGGUCUAUGUUCACUUUAGGACGCAUUCUUUGAAAAUCAUUCAAAAUCGGUUGUGCCAGAAAAUAUCAAUGCUGUGCAUGAACUGAUAAACCAAGAUCGACAUAUGACAUACCAUGAGAUUGAGGCAUCUUUGGGCAUUAGUAUGAUGAGCAUCAAUAAGAUAUUACAUGAACAUUUGGCCGUAAAAAAGAUUUGUUCACAUUGAAUCCCGCAUAAUUUGAUAAACGCUCAAGAGAAGGCUUAUGUUGAUUGGUGCAAGGAAAUAUUGGAAAUAUAAUGUUAUAUAAUACUAUAUGGAAAUAUUCAAGGUGCAUCAAAUGCUGUGUAUAAUGUGUAUACAGGUGACGAAUCGUGGAUCUAUGCAUAAGAGCCCGAAACAAAACAACAAUCAACUGUAUGGGUCUUCUAAGAGAAGACAAAUCCAAUAAAAGUUGUUAGCAGAAGAAGCAUAUCGAAGUAAAUGGUUGUCUGUUUCUUCGGUAUUACUCAUCACUUGGUGAUAGAGCAAUGCAGGACAGUCAAUUCUGAAUGGUACAUGACCAUUUGUUUGCCAGAAAUCAUUGGAUAAAUUCGAAAAAAGCAGAAGAGGCGAAUCAUUCUUCUUCAUGACAAUGUGAGCUGUCACACAUCAGCUCAAACAACUAUAUUUUUGAUGGGCCAAAACAUCGAAUUGAUGGGUCAUCCACAGUACAGCCUUGAUUUGGCACCCAAUAACUUAUUUUUAUUCCUGCAUAUCAAAAGUAAAUUACAUGGUCAGCGAUUUGCUACACCCAAAGAAGUAGUUGAUACAUUCAAAACACAUAUUUUGGAGUUACUUCGAUCUGAGUGAAAAAGUUGCUUCGAAAAUUGGCUCAAAUGCAUGCAAAAGUGUAUUGAUCUUCAUGGAGAAUAUUUUGAAAAGCAAUAAAACCAAUUUUGAUCAUAAACAUUUGGUUUUUCAUUAUUAGAUCAGAAAUACAAAUAGCAAUCCUCAUAAAUUUGUUUGUUUUGCUCAUCUUAUCUUAUAUUUUUACUAGAAUAUCGUAAAAUUUUAGAUACGUAGUGGCCAGGGCCGUUCCUAGCGGGGGUGCAGCACGAAAAAAUAAGCGAACAGAUGGACUGUCAGGAUACUACUCUUAAAUGUUUUAAAUUCAUUAAAACUAUUGUAAUUUAGAUUCGCAACUACCUAUUAUAAUAUAAGGCUACUUCCAGCUGAAUGCUAGUAGCAUUAGCCACAUUGCAGAAUGAUACAACAGUGGAUAUGGAGUUAAAGAAAGACGGAAUGAUUUGAGAAGGAGCGGGAAAAUUCACGAGAAACAGAGGCCCAAUAUAUCACGUAUAGACAUCAGGCGAAUGUAAUUUGUCAUUUAAGUUGUUUGUAUGUAGUGUCUAGUAGUGUGCAUAAUUAUUAUCCCGGCAUCCGGUAGUGAAACAAAUACCUGCAGUGUGAAAUAAAUAAGUCUGAUAUAAGUAUGAGAUAAAUUUGAAUUAAAAAUAGUGUGAUGAAUAUGAACUAGUAGUAGUAGUAAUAUGAACUAGUAGUGGCAGUGCUGAAGGACAUAGGCAUAGAUCUAAUAAGUGUUGUUAUUAAAUAAUUACUGUUUUAUGUUUUCGAAUGUUACAAUUUUUCUGACUCAUUGAAUCCCGCAAAAGAUAAGAAUGUUGCAAUAAAAAUAUAAGUAUCUAA
Molecule: messenger RNA, 5170 nt
Organism: Stegodyphus dumicola
Lineage: Eukaryota; Metazoa; Arthropoda; Arachnida; Araneae; Eresidae
Product: mucosa-associated lymphoid tissue lymphoma translocation protein 1 homolog
Biological process (GO): proteolysis
Molecular function (GO): cysteine-type endopeptidase activity
Source: RefSeq, a predicted model, not a curated record